Messenger RNA from Spinacia oleracea (spinach), 6989 nucleotides. RefSeq lists its product as uncharacterized. The coding region runs from base 270 to 6836 and encodes 2188 amino acids. NCBI's taxonomy places the organism in Eukaryota, Viridiplantae, Streptophyta, Magnoliopsida, Caryophyllales, Amaranthaceae. Gene Ontology annotation, cellular component: cytosol. The transcript is spliced from 4 exons. The record is from RefSeq and is a predicted model, not a curated record. Gene Ontology annotation, biological process: tRNA methylation.
CAAAAAGAAAUAAAAUUGUCACCGAACUACAGGACCGGAGUACGGACUUCCGUACCACCACUUGGGGUUUUAAGUUUUAACGUUGCUUUUUUCUAGGGUUUUGGCCGGUACUCCUCACUCUCCCGGCACACUAGUUAGCAGAGAAAGGCGGCGUAGGCGGCCGAGUCAGCUCCGAAGCUUCAACAGCUAAGUCAAUCUCACUUUCUCUCUCUCUUUGAUUUAGUUGCAGUAUUGCAAACCCUACAAAAUACCCAUUUCUCCAUUACAAAAUGUCAGCAAAAUGGCGAGCUUUGCAACAUCGCCAUCGUUAUGCAUACAGUGCUGUCAAUUUUCCACAAUCUUACAGUGAUUCCAUAACACAAUUGCAAUCUGAUGAAUCGUGUCAAAAAUUUGUCACUGAAUUAGCACAUCUUGCUUCCCUUAAUUCCAUUUAUACCCAAGUUAAUCAUGUGAAGAAUGUGGCUGUUGCGUUCAAUGAUUUUCUAUUAAGCGCUGUUGAUGAAAACUUAGUUUUGGUAGCGUCGAAGUUGUUCUUGGCACUUCUGUUUUUUGAGAAUUCACUGCCUUUGCAUAGGACUAUGUUAUCUGUUCUUUCGAAGAAUCGGAAGUUUUGGGGUUUGAUUGGUGGGUGUUUUCGAGAGCUUUGUGAGGACUACGGUGUAUUGUGUGGGAAAGGGAAGCGGUUUUGUGUGUCGAGGGUGGCGUUGUCGAUGAUGAGCACCCCGAAGUUGGGGUAUUUGGUGGAUGUUGUAGAUGAGUGUUGUGUGUUGGUGGCUUUAGAUGUUGUUGCUGGAUUGAAUAAUGUGGUUGCAGAGACGAAUGGGUCAGCACGGCCUUCACCCCUUGUGAUGGAACAAUGCCAAGAGGCUUUGUCUUGCUUGUAUUAUUUGCUUCAGCGGUUUCCUUCAAGAAUCGCUAAUUCGGUUAACUCUCAUACCGGACUGGUCUCUAAUGAUUCUAGUCUUUCAGAAAUGAUUGUUGGGGUCAUUGUAGGUAUACUUAAAUCAUCUGCGUUCUCGAGGGACUGUUUUGUUGCAGGUGGUGUGAGUUUCUGUGCUGCACUUCAAGUGUUGCUUAGUCCUCAGGAGCUAGGGUAUCUUAUUCUGGAAGGUGUGUUUGAACGAAAAACAUGUAGUUUGGUAAGUCAUUCAGAUAGUGAGUAUAAGAACGCUUUCAGUAAAAUUCCUUAUGAUGGAGAUUUGUGUUUUGAACUCCGGAAAUUUUCUCCGUUAAGUAGACUUUGCUUCAUAAGAGGGGUCCUUACUGCAAUUUCAAGAACGGUGCUCAAUUAUCAUUUUGUUGUAGAAACAGAGGGAUCCGAGUUUGAUGGUGCUGGUGAAAAUGGUAAUAGGUGUUUACAGAGUAUAUUGUAUGAUUGUAUAUUGCCUGAGCUUUGCCAGUACUGUGAGAAUCCAAGUGAUAGCCAUUUUAAUUUUCAUGCUUUGACGGUGAUGCAAAUCUGUUUGCAACAGAUCAAAACAUCUAUUAUGGCUGAUCUUGUUGGUGUGAAUACUGAGUUUGAACCAAUCUCAGAGGAGCUAGGAGCCCGUGUACUCAGGAUCAUAUGGAAUAACCUUGAAGACCCUUUAAGCCAAACUGUGAAACAAGUUCAUCUUAUAUUUGAUCUUUUCUUAGACAUUAAAGCCACUAUCUAUAGGGGUGAUGGUUGUGUAAAUUUUAAUACAUUCCUAGAGAAGAUUGCAGCUGAUCUUCUGUGUCUUGGUGCGCGUUGUAAGGGUAGGUAUGUUCCUUUAGCUUCUCUCACUAAGAGGCUGGGAGCCAAAACUCUCCUUGGCAUGAGCCCCAAUCUGUUAUUUGAAGUGGUACAAGCAUACAUCGAUGAUGAUGUCUGCUCUGCAGCCACAACAUUUUUGAGAUGUUUCCUUGAGUGUUUGCGUGAUGAGUGCUGGGGAAGCAAUGGUGUGGAAAAAGGGUAUGAGAUAUACCGUGGUCAUUGUUUGCAUCCAUUUCUAUAUGGACUUGCUUCUGGUGUCUCUAAGUUGCGCUCAAAUUUGAACACCUAUGCUUUGCCAAGUUUACUGGAAGUUGAUGUUGAUAGUAUAUUUCAUAUGCUUUCCUUCCUUUCAAUUGGUGUUGGAGUUGAAACUAGCUUGGUAUACGCUGAGCUGAGCUGUUUGGGCAUUUCAUUUGGUAUUGAGCAGAAAGUGGCUGUUUUGAUCUCUUUGCUUAAAGUAUCUCGUUCACUUGCACUGUUCGAAGGGGAUAUUGAGUCAAGUCAUGAUCCUGCAACUCCAGCAAAAGGGUGCACGAUCGAGGAAGAACACGCUUUAAUCCAUAUGAAGGGGAUUCCGGUUAAAAUUCCAGCUGAGUGGCUUGCACUGGCAUUGACUCAUGUAGAUGAGUCGCUUCGGGUAGAUGCGGCCGAAACACUUUUCUUGAGCCCUAAGACAGCCAGUCUUCCUUCUGCCUUAGAACUCAAUCUGAUGAGAGUAUCAGUGCCUUUGAACAUGAGAUGUUGCGCAACAGCUUUCCAGAUGAAGUGGGCCAGUUUGUUUAGAAAGUUCUUUUCUCGGGUUCGUACUGCUUUGGAGAGACAAAUCAAACAAGGGACCUGGCAACCAUCUGACUGGAGAGAAAAUGAUACACCUACUCUACAUAAAAGUGGUGAUGAGAUUAUUGUUAGCCGAGCAGAUAACCUAUACAAGUUUAUGAAAUGGUUGAGUUGCUUUCUAUUUUUCUCAUGCUAUCCUUCAGCUCCUUAUGAGAGAAAAAUCAUGGCAAUGGAGCUAAUUAUGAUAAUGGUUAAUGUUUGGUCCAUAGUACCUCCAUUAAAAGGAAAUGGUGGUUUUCUAUCUACUGAAAACCUUUAUCUUUUUGGUGAAGGACUUACUACACCUGAUUCAACAAUGUUAUUAGUUGGCUCGAUAAUUGAUAGUUGGGAUAGACUGAGAGAGAGUUCUUUCCGCAUACUACUAAAAUUUCCCACACCCCUUCCUGGAAUCUCAAGUGAACACAAGGUGCAAGAAGUUAUAUUAUGGGCGAAAAAGUUGGUUUGCAGUCCACGUGUCAGAGAAAGUGAUGCUGGGGCUUUGGCUUUAAGGCUCUUAUUCCGUAAGUACGUUCUGGAUCUAGGUUGGAUCGUUGGAGCUUCAGUAAACGUUACUUGCCAGAAGUCGGAGGCUGGACUUCCAUCUGAGGAAUAUCAAAAUUCAGAACCCAAAUUCCCAAUUGUUCUAUAUAUUAACUCACUUAUAGAUUGGCUGCACGCUACUGCGGAGGAAGGAGAGAAGGAUCUAUUGGAAGCCUGCAAGAAUAGCUUUGCUCAUGGUGUCUUGCUUGCUUUAAGAUAUACUUUUGAGGAAUUAGAUUGGAACUCUGAUGUGGCCUUUUGUAGCAUUCCUGAGAUGAGAAGUGCAUUGGGGAAGCUCCUGGAGUUGGUGAUGCGGAUAACAUCCCUGGCACUUGGGGUGGUUUCUGCUGACGCUUGGCAUCUGCCACAAGAUAUGGAUGAUAUCGAAGAUGACAGUUUUCUUAUGGAGAAUCCGGGUGAGAUAGUUAUGCCAUCAUCCUCUGUGGAAUGUGAAGCAAAAGAUCUGAAGGAGAAGGAAGAUAUCAGACCAACAGAGCAGAUUGUUAUGGUUGGAUGUUGGCUUGCUAUGAAAGAGGUCAGUCUUCUUCUUGGAACCAUUAUUAGAAAAAUUCCCUUGCCAAUUGCCACAUCCAUUGGUGAAGGAUCGGUUGAAGUUGCAAUGGAUCAUUUGUUGCCCACGUCUGAUGUAGUCCUUGAUGUGAGCCAACUUGAGGUCAUUGGGAACCACUUUUUGGAAGUCCUCCUUAAAAUGAAACAUAAUGGUGCUAUCGAUAAAACGAGAGCCGGGUUUUCUGCUCUUUGCAACCGUUUGCUGUGCUCUGAUGAUCCAAGGCUUUGUCAGCUGACAGAAUCAUGGAUGGAUCAGCUUAUGGAAAGAACUGCAGCCAAGGGACAAACAGUAGAUGACUUGCUAAGAAGAAGUGCAGGUAUACCUGCUGCAUUUAGUGCAUUUUUUCUCUCGGAGCCACAAGGUGCACCAAAAAAGCUGCUACCACGGGCACUCCGCUGGUUGAUUGAACUGGCUGGUGGGUCUUUGCUAGGUUUAGCUGAACCUAUAGUUGACAAGUUGCAGAACGAAACAAUUGUAAUAUCAGAUGCAGAACAUGACUCACUGGAGACAAAUGAAAUCAAUGCAAACUUACGAUCUGCAAAGGUUCGUGUGGAAGGUGUUAUUCCAACUGUGCAUGCUUUUAACGUUCUCAAAGCAGCUUUCAACGAUGCCAAUUUAGCAACAGAUACUUCUGGUUUCGCUGCGGAAGCCAUGAUAAUCUCCAUACGUUCUUUCUCUUCUCCACAUUGGGAAAUUCGUAAUAGUGCAGUCCUUGCAUACACAGCGUUGGUCCGCCGAAUGGUUGGGUUUCUUAAUGUACAUAAACGAGAUUCAGCAAGGCGUGCUCUUACUAGUCUGGAAUUUUUUCACAGGUAUCCGUCAUUGCAUUCAUUUGUAUUUAAUGAACUGAAAAUCGCCACUAAGUUUUUGAAAGGUGGACAAUCAAAUUCUAACAUGGCUAGUAAUGUGCACCCAAGUUUAUGCCCUGUGUUGAUCCUGUUAUCAAGGCUUAAGCCUUCACCCAUUGCAAGUGAAGCAGGAGACUGCUUAGAUCCUUUCCUAUUCAUGCCAUUUAUACAAAGGUGCUCAACACAAAGAAAUUUGCGUAUUCGUGUCCUUGCAUCAAGAGCACUGACAGGUCUGGUUUCUAAUGAGAAAUUGCAUAUGGUCUUGCUUGAUAUUGCCUCUGGGUUGCCAGAUUCCGUCAAUCAAACAGAUAAUACACAAAGCUGUCAUACACACUCUUCUGCUCAGUUUAACGCCAUUCAUGGGAUACUCUUACAGUUAAGUGCCCUUUUAGAUGCCAAUUGUAGAAACCUUGCUGACUUUUCACUGAAAUAUAUGCUUCUCAGUGACUUAAUCAAGAAACUUAAUAACUGUUCAUGGAUUGGAAGUCCCACAUCGUGUCCAUGUCCCAUUCUCAAUUCAUCUUUCUUGAAGGUACUUGAUCAUAUGCUCAGUAUUGCUGGAACACGCCAGGCAAGCAAAAUUUAUGAUGUCAUUUGUAGCUUUCUUUCAAAACUUUCCUUAGAGUGCUUGACUGAAGAAUCUGAGUUAUCAUUCCAUGAUCCAACUGCUGUAGAACUUCGCAAACAAGCUGCAAUAUCUUAUUUUCACUCUGUGUAUCUAUAUGAAGAAGAUACUGUUGAAGGAAUCUCACUGCCGAAACAGUCUUCUCCUGUUAAUACGCUGACGGAAAAAUCUCCUGUUAAUGGUUUUGGUGUUGAGGGAAAACUAACCUGUUAUAUGUCAGAUGCUUCAUAUGAAGUACGUCUUGCAACAUUAAAGUGGCUUCUCCAGUUUGUUAAGACUACUGCAAAAGAUGUGGGUGAGGAUCAAAAUAGCAGUGAGGUUGCGGCAAUAGCUCACUGGGCAAAGGCUAAUCUACAAACAACUUUGAUUAGUCUCUUGUCCUUGGAAACUAAUCAUAAAUGUCGCUACUAUAUUCUGAGGAUUAUCUUUGCUUGGAACCUGUUGCAGUUUCAAAGAUCAAGUGAUAAAUGUCCAGGAGACAAUGUAUGUAUUGGAGAGAUGGAUUUCGACUCAGUUGUGCACUUUUGGAAUAAAUUGGUUUCCAUACAUGAGUCUGUGAGACAUACAAAAACUCUGGAAACACUUAUAUGCUGCUUUGGAUUGUGUGUAAAGCGCUUUGUAAGUUCUCUUAAGAGAAUUCUUCCCAAUGUCCACAAUGGAAAAUCUGAAGAGUUGGACAGAUGCUCCCAUUUAUGCGGAUGGAUCAAACAUUUUGUCUGCGUUAUCAAGCAGUACAGUGAUGCAUCUCAGCAAGUAAACUUGCGCAAGGCUGCUGCAGAAUCACUGGUGGCAUCUGGAUUGUUGGAACAAGCUGAAUUUAUCAGUUCGCUUGUCACCAAUGGCAGCAUUCCUUCUGAAAACUGUGAACAGGAGUUUGAGUUACUGAAUUCUGCUAACAUGUUGGGCUAUCUUAUAUUGGAUAUCUGGUUCACAUGCAUCAAGUUGCUAGAAGAUGAGGAUGUUUUCAUCAGAAAGGAGCUUGCAUUGGAGGUACAAAAAUGUUUCCCUCAACAGUUUCGGGGACGUUCUCUUACAGUUGUGGUUCCUUCUCAGGUGGAAAGAGUGAUUGAACUUUGCUUUGAGCUCCUAUCGUUGAACUUUGGCCACUGGGACAGGUAUAUUGAUUAUCUUUUGAGAUGGAUAUCAGAUGCUGCGAGCUAUGUUGUGCCCGAUGGUGAUCUUGUUCGACGGGUUUUUGACAAGGAAAUCGAUAAUUAUCAUGAAGAGAAGUUGCUUAUUUGUCAAAUUUGCUGUUCUAGUUUGGAGAAUCUCAAGCUCUCUGAAACUCAGGGACCCAAAUUACUCACUUUUUUGGGGUCAUGGAGAGGCCACUUCUUCAGUCAGUUGACGCUUGCUUGCGAACAUAUAAGGAAGAUCGAAGGAGCUAAUUGGAUCGGUGGUGUGGGAAAUCACAAGGAUGCGUUUCUACCUUUAUACGGAAAUCUCCUUGGCUUCUAUGUCCUUUCAAAGUGCAUUUUACGUGCAGCAGGUGAAGAUGGUAUGUGUCUUCUCGCAGAUGUUGUUGAACUGGAGAAGUCCAUCAGACCAUUUCUUACCAACCCUUUGAUCUGUAACUUGUAUAUCCUAGUUGUUAGACUACACGAAGAAAUGGUUGGAGCUUCGGACAACCAUUUGAUCUCUAACUUGCUGAAAGAUAUCCAGAUUUGGGACAGUUUCAAUCCCUAUUUCCUACUCAGGUGACGACUAUUCGUGUUGAAUAGAAUAUCUACUCAAUUUUUCUCACGCAUUCCCUCCAUUUUUUUUUCUGAUUAUAAGUACACUAUAGUCAUACAUAAAACAGUCAAGUUUUGAAAUUCUCUAUAUAAGAUCGCUCAUUGUUUACUUUGUGCUUAA